UCAACUUUAUGGUACAAAGCUCCCCUACAGUGCGUGGCGAUCCUACCUUUCCGGCUGUUGGCGAGGUGCACACCCGAUGGAACAGUGAUGGACUAUGGAACCACAUCGCUUUCUAGGGAGUGUACAAAGUUAGCCCAUUCUGUACUCUUGUUGUCCGAUCUUACCGAGUCCACGUAAACAACAGAAGGAAAUUUAAGUCUUUCAUAAGUACACGAUUUCUGGGAAACGCAUCUUCAUCUCGUUCUACUCGCAAGCUGGCAAGGUACUUCGGAAUUCACCUCUACGAAUACUCUGCGGUACCAUGAAUAUCGAAGAGGAACACCAGUUCCGAAGAACUAUCGGGAGAUGGCGCUUCACUGCGGUCGUAUUUAUCCUGAUUUCUAUCGUACUUUCAAUAUUCCUGGUUGCCAUGGCGAUUUUCACCCAUGGGAUCCCAAGAACCGUCCCAUUGGAUAUGUGUGAUGACGCUGACGACCUUGAUGUCACAGAAGCAGACGACCCGGGUGUCUUUGAUGACCUCACUAGUAAAGAACUAUCGUCUGUCCAGAAGUAUCUAUAUUCUGUACCGGAACUCAACCUUUCUCAACCCUCUGGAGCCGGACUGGUCAGAAGCUUCGUACACUCAGUCGAGUUGCACGUUCCGAACAAGGAGUACGUAUUGCGGUAUUUAGACGAGAACGCGGCGAAACCCGAAAGAGAGGCAUUAGUGCUAAUAUUCAGGGGAGAUAAAUUACCCCCAGUUGUCGAGGAAUAUAUCGUCGGAGCACUUCCCCUUCCAUCUUACCUUGAACUACGUCAUUCCGCGAACAGACCAAAUCCGAUUCCCUUCAGCAAGAGACCUAUGGAAAGAAAUGAAUACAUAAAUAUAUAUGAGCAAUUAUUUCUAAAACUCGGAUCUAAGCUUAAAAAGAUUUUAGAAGAAAGUUACGAAGCAGAGCUUCCCUCUCCUGGAUGUUUGGAAAAGUGUCUCAGCUUUUACCCUGUCCCAAUUGGGUCAGGGGUGGUGGGGUCCGACGAAAGGAAGACCUGGGUCGUCCUUAUGCAGUCAGUAGAAUACUAUACACUCCAUCCUGUAGGACUUUCACUUCUUAUCAACCUUUCAAAUCCACUGAAAUACAUUGUUGAGCUUGUUGAUUACGGUGGCCAGAGAUUCCAUUCCAUUGACGAGUUCAUUUCCAAGUACAAUUCAGGGGAAGUAACUAAACACAAAAAGCCUUUCCCGAACAUUACACGCGACUUAUUUUCGACCCUCUACAGACGAGGGGAGCCAGUCCCUGAGCUGCCAAAGAGGCCGCCCAAAUUCUACGAACCAGACGGCAAGAGGUACAGAAUCGUCCAUCGCCACGUGGAGUACAUGCAGUGGAAGUUUGACUUCAGGAUGUCUGCUCAGUCAGGACCUCAGGUGUACGAUGUCCGCUUCCUGGACGAACGGAUUGCAUAUGAGAUCAGCCUGCAGGAGAUCGGUGUGUUUUAUUCCGGGAGCGGGGGCCACAAAUUUGCCGACUUUAUCGACAGUGCGGAUGGUCUUGGUCAAAAUUCCCACGCUCUUGUCCCCGGGGUCGACUGUCCUGACACCAGUACCUUCGUUGAUGGAUUCUUCUUGAUGGGAUCAGUGGAGUCACCGAAACGGCUUCCGAGGAUGUUUUGCGUCUUUGAAGAAAACACAGCUUUCCCUCUGCAUCGUCAUCAGUCGUACUACGCUCACGACGGCCAGUUCUACCAUGGGUUGGUGGACUCCGCCCUCGUCCUGCGAGCUGUCACGGUUAUUGCUAACUAUGAUUACAUAGUGGACUUUGUUUUUCAUCAAAAUGGCGCCCUGCACAUCCGAGCAGCAGCUACUGGUUAUAUCUUCUCUUCAUUCUACACGUCUGACGAGAUAAAAUACGGCUUCAGGCUGGAGGACUACAUUUCUGGUAAUAUUCACCACCAUAUGGUUCAUUUCAAGAUUGACCUUGACAUUCAUGGAACCAGUAACAGAUACGAAACUCUCGACAUCCAUGCGGUGGAGGUUCCCAAUGACGUAUCUGUCACAAACGCCACCUACUGGCAGACCAUGGUUGAGAGGAAGUUGAAAGAAUCGGAGUUGGAAGCAGCUUUUAGAUAUGACUUCCAGUCACCAAAGUAUCACGUGAUUCACAAUGGUGGAGUGAAAACCCGGCACGGAGAAAUAAGCGGAUACAGGCUUCACCUUCAAGGAAUGUCCCAUCAACCUCUUCCUGAAAACCGUGGAAACGAAGCUACAGCAUCGUGGUCGAGGUAUCAGCUAGCAGCAACCAAAUUCAAGGACUGGGAGAGAGAGAGCAGCUCGUGCUAUGGCAUGUUCGACUCGAGGGAUCCAGUUGUUAACUUUACCAGUUUCCUGGCCGACAAUGAAAGCAUAGUUGAUGAGGACUUGGUACUGUGGGCAUCUGUGGGGAUCCACCAUAUCCCCCACACAGAGGAUUUGCCGGUCACGCCCACAGUCGGCGGCCAUCUUGGAAUAUACUUGCUUCCAUUCAACUACUUUCAGGAGUGUCCAUCUAUGGCGUCACGUGACUCCGUCAGGUUAGAACUUAAAGAGAGAUACACCAUGGCAACAGGGGUCAGAGUUGACGGAUAUAACAACGAGUCAACGUGCUUGCCGAAAUCAACCGAUCUUCACAGACUGUUUGGGGACAAUGCAGAGGAAAUGUUCAACUGAUGAACGUGCCAGGAAUAGUCUUAAAUAAAACCUACUAGUAAAGUUAACAUAAAGGACCUUUCUAUCUAAUGCUUAAUUCUAACACGUGGUAAGAUAUAUUGCGGACCCUAAUAUGUAACUCACUCACUCACUGAAAUGUUUGUUGUAAUCAAAGUUACAUACCAACUGAUAAUACUUUAAACAGUUAAAAUUCCAACAAGAAUGGAGUUUACAUCUGCAUGCAAUAUGGGCAGAGCUGUUCCUGUCAACCACGCGGGUCAUGACCUUGGAUAUACACGGUAUGUGUCUCCCCCCAUCACGGUAUAUGCCUCCCCCCAUCACG
Haliotis rubra (blacklip abalone) is the source of this 3002-nucleotide messenger RNA. Its product is annotated as putative amine oxidase [copper-containing]. Lineage: Eukaryota; Metazoa; Mollusca; Gastropoda; Lepetellida; Haliotidae. The transcript is spliced from 4 exons. The record is from RefSeq and is a predicted model, not a curated record. Gene Ontology annotation, biological process: amine metabolic process. Gene Ontology annotation, molecular function: copper ion binding; primary methylamine oxidase activity; quinone binding. The coding region runs from base 302 to 2680 and encodes 792 amino acids. Gene Ontology annotation, cellular component: plasma membrane.